Molecule: messenger RNA, 750 nt
Organism: Exophiala bonariae
Lineage: Eukaryota; Fungi; Ascomycota; Eurotiomycetes; Chaetothyriales; Herpotrichiellaceae
Exons: 1
Coding region: 1-750 (249 amino acids)
Source: RefSeq, a predicted model, not a curated record
AUGUCUUCAUCACCUCUACAAGACAAGGUAGCCGUCGUGACCGGUGGGUCGAAAGGCAUCGGUGCAGCUACCGCCACAGCCCUCGUCAACCUAGGCGCAAAAGUGGUUAUCAACUACGGACGCGACUCUGCCGCCGCAGAGAAGCUGGUCAAGACACUUGGAACCGAUAAGGCAUACGCCGUGCAAGCAGAUGCGGGAACCCUCAGCGGCGUCGAACAAUUGGUAAAAGCAACGGUCGAGAAGUACGGCAAGAUCGACAUCCUCAUCCCCAAUGCCGGGAUCCUCCCUAUGAAAGACGUGGAGUCGACCAGCGAGGCAGAUUUCGACCGCACGUUUGCACUGAACGUCAAAGGGCCGUAUUUCCUCGUGCAGAAGGCCUUGCCACAUAUCCCUCGCGGCGGUUCCAUUAUCUUGAUCUCGACGACCCAGAAUUUCGCAUCUACCGUCUCUGCGCCAUAUACGCUCUACUGUGCGACCAAGGGUGCUAUUGAUCAGAUGGUCCGAGUCAUGUCAAAGGACUUGCAAGCGAAGAAAGGCAUCCGAGUCAACGCCGUUGCCCCAGGACCUACAGGCACGGAAUUGUUCUUCGAGGGAAAGAGCGAGCAGGUCUUGAAGAUGAUUGCGAGUCUGAAUCCCAAUAACCGCAUUGGUACACCCGAAGAAGUGGCCGACGCGAUUGUCUUCCUCGCUGGAGAUGGUGCUAAGUGGGUGUCGGGUCAGACCAUCCGUGUUAAUGGUGGACAGGCUUGA